GUCUUGAAACCCUAACCCAGGCUUAAAAGCCUACUUUGAAACAUUAACCCUUGGUUGAAACCCUAUCUUUGGCUUCAUCAGACACUGAUUUGAAACCCUCACCUUGCAUGAAACCCUUUAGACCUGCCUUGAAACCGGACUUUUGAAUCCCAAGCUACCAACUUUCAAACCCCGGCGCGAACACCUCAUUUUAAAGCUGAAAGCUUCCACGAAACGGUAAGACUUGCUCCGAAACCCCGACCCUGGCUUGAAGCGACAUUCUAACCCUAACCCCGAAAUGAUCCGCAACACUCGCGCUUCGAGGCAGCAAACGUGCCAUCGCUGGAUCACGCCGACUGGGGCGGAUUACAAGUUCGCUUCUAUUUCCGGCGGGCUGAGCCUGGCCGUCAUUAGUGCACUCCGCUAUAAGGUGAAGCCGAGGAUUGCGCACCGGCGCGGUGCAAGCGACCCCUCCCGUAUGGCCCACGAUGCUCGCCGGUACCUAGCCUCCUUCCUCUCCAGACCCUUCCUGGGGUUCCGACGCAAGACCGAGCUCCUGGCCUACUUGUUCCUGUGCGUGUCCAAGAUGCCCUUCAUCCCGCCCGCGUCGCCGGCGGGGCCGGGCGGCAAGGCCGAGAAGGCGGCGGCGCCCCCGAAAGAAGGAGCCUCAGUCGAGGAGCGCCCGGAGUCCGACCUCGGGCAGCUGGGCAAGAGGAGCCCACCCGAGAGCCGGCCGCCCGCAGCCGCCAGGCGGCUACCGGAGCCCAGGAAAAAGGGCCCCUCGUCAAGGGCGCCCCCCGAGAGUCUCCCCGCAUCCGUGGCCAAGACCCACCAGAUCCGCCAGGCGAGAAGCCGAGGCAAAGCCCAUCCAGAGGAAACCCGAUUCACGCUGACCCUAACCCCCGAGGCAGUCGUCCUGCUUCAGAGGCGCAACAACAACGUCAUCAUCAAUAGCGCUGUUUCCGGAAGCGUCCCAGACUCCAGGCGACCUAGAAGGGGCCACCGCCCGUCCCCGUCCCCGUCCCCACGGCUCCACGGCCGGGCGGCGGCCAUCGGGACUCGCUACGACGUGAGCUCCACGGUGAAAGUGUCCCUGCUGAACGAGCGGCACCGCUACGACGACGUGGAGUACGAGGACGACGAGGACCGACGGGGAGCCGGGGUGGAUGAACGCGUGGUGCUCAAGUGCACCGAGUGGCUGCGGGGGCUGGAGAACGCGCCGGUUACGGCGGGACGUGGAAAGGCCGCGAGUGUGAAAAGCUCCUGAAGCCUACUUUGAAACGCAAGCCUUGGUUUCGAAGCUUGACAAGAGCAAGUUAACCGAGAGGAUGCUAAGGCUGCUAGGAAAACGCAGAGCAAAUGUUCGCUUCAUUUGGAAACCGAACUUGAAACCCUUACCCUGGCUAGCGCACACUUGAAUCCAUAACCCAGGGUUGAAACCUGAACUUGAAACUCUAUCCCUUACCCUAAUUUGAAAAAUAAACUUGAAACCCUAACCUGGGCUUUAAACCCUCAUUUGAAAUCCGAACCCUAACUAUUGCUUUGAAACCCCGAACUAAGACUUGAAACCCUAACCCUAGAUAGAAACACUUGUUUGAAACCCUAAUCCACAUGGAUUUCCUCAUUUGAAACCCAACUUUAAAAAACCCUCACUUGAAGCCCGAACCCUGUCUUGGAACCCAACUUUUAAACAUGAACCUUGGUUUGAAAACCUCACUUAAAACUCUUCCUUGGCGUAGAACCCUACUUUGAAACCCAAGCCCUGGCUCGAAACUCUAACCCUCAUUUGAAACCUUAAUGCUGUCUUGUAACCCUACUUUAAACCCUUUUACAAUUGGCUUCAAACCUGAACGCAGGCGUGAAAGCCUAAGUAGAAACUGGCUUGAAACUUAAUCUUGUAAGACUCAUUUAAAACCCUACCCUUGGCUUCAAACCUUACUCUAAAAACCCCAACCAGGACUUGAAAGCCUUAUUUGAAACCUUAACCCCGUGAGUCCAUUGCCUGCAAAUGAACAUUAAGCAACGAAUCCACCACAGGCUUUUGCUUUGUUGUCAAAUUGAUCCUCAUUCCUACAAAAAUGACUGAAAACACACUAACAAGGUCAUCUGACCAAAACUGUCUUAUGAGCGUAAAUGUAGAAGUUUAUAAAUGUACAUAACGUGACUGUGUUUGGAUGCUUUACGCAGUGUAGUAAAUUUGAUGAAGACCUGGCACCAUCCUGUUUUUUUUUUUUUGUUGUUGUGAUGAUUUUUAACACUUUCCACAAAUUAUUUUCAGUGUUUGGACAGAAAUGCUGUCAUUAAAAAACAAAUCGGAUUUAGCUGGAGUGUAUAGCCCUGAACAACGUUACUUUCAUUUAAUAGUGCUUAGUCACGAACACCAAGGCCACGUGGAGAUCUGAAGCAAAAAUGCAAACAUUGCAGUAUUCAAAUUCAGCAUUGCAAACAUUUUCAGCAAUGAUACUUUCGUCGCUGACCGAAUUUUGUGACUUAUUUCUUUUUAUCCGAAACAAUGACAUUUGUAUUGACCUGCUGGGAGCUUAGCAACCCCAAACCUCUUAUCCUACAAUCACCCAUAAAUGGAAUUAUUAUUUAAGCAUAUUUUCACAUUUUCCAAAAUGUAUUGCUUGCGUCGGGCAGAAACCUCGUAGCUCCAAAACCGUCAAAAGCCAUUUCCACAUCGUCAAAGAACAAUCCAUUUUCAACAUUUGAGAUUGGUCAAUAAUUUGUAAAAAUAACACACACACGUGUGGGGACUGACCAUAGUGUAGAUUUGUUUAAAAAAGUCUGAAUUUGACCAACUGUGGAAAAAGGAGGUUUCACACCGAUAGUGAUAUGAAAAGUCGCCUAUUGGGAUGUUAAGGCAGUUCAAAUUUCUUAAAGAGAAAACAAUCUGAUUUUACUGCGCAUACCCUAAAACGAAGUCCAAAAGUAAGAAUUAAUGAUGCGUUUCUUUUAUUAGCACUUGGUCACGCGACGCAAAGACACUUUAUGAGAUAGUACUUCAAAAACUAAAAGAUUGGAGGGACCAGAUUCCGAUUCAGCACUGCAAAAGAUUUCAACGAUAUUUUUGUCGCUGUGUAAAUUUCAUGAUUUUUUUUUUUCUUCGUAUCCACAUUUUUUAUAGCGCAUGUGAUUUGGAAACAAAUGAAAAAGUUUGCAUUGGACAGCAACAAUGCCCCUUCAACCAUGUCAGCUUUCUUUUUAAACUCCUUUCAUUGUGUUGUGAUUGAAUUUUUAAAGAUGUACAUAAAACAUAAUCAGAUAACAACUAAAGCAUACAUACUGAUAAUAAAUAAAACCUUUCCAUUUGACCGGCAUUCAUAACAGCCAAAUUCAUGGAUUUUACAAGUUACCUGGUAAAAGUGUAAACCCUCAAAUGUUUAUUUGUGCAGCCUGGAGGGCUGGACUACUAAGUAAAAUGUCUUCCGUGUGGCUUGUUGUGAUAAGAAGCUUUGUAAGGUCUCGGACAUUGGAUUACUGCACACUCGCUCCCCUCGUGUACUUCAAGUUGUGGAUUAGCCGCCUUGCCGUCAAAUGUUAAAACACGUGUGGUCAGGAUGGAAAAAAGGAGCUCAUUAAACAACUAGGAAUCCUUUCGUCCACUACACAAACAGUAUUCACGCAGACUGGCUACUGCAUCGGAUCUCCCUAGAUAUGUGCCUAAUGUUGUCUUAAGGUUGGUGAAAUAAAUAAGAAUUAAAGCUACA
Phyllopteryx taeniolatus (common seadragon) is the source of this 3689-nucleotide messenger RNA. Its product is annotated as proline-rich protein 18-like. Lineage: Eukaryota; Metazoa; Chordata; Actinopteri; Syngnathiformes; Syngnathidae. The record is from RefSeq and is a predicted model, not a curated record. The transcript is spliced from 2 exons. The coding region runs from base 278 to 1246 and encodes 322 amino acids.